AUGACCGGCAAUAUUUCAGACAUUUACGAGGCUAAUGGGCCAAAGCCCAAAGAUAGUCAUCUCUUGGUGGGUCUCCGGGCUGUGAGAUCAACAACCAUACACCUGUCAAAGGUUGCAUUUAAAUUCAUGAAGUAUAUAGGUCCAGGUCUUAUGGUUAGUGUUGCAUACAUGGAUCCAGGAAACUUCAGCAGCAGCAUCGCUAGUGCUCGAUUUCAAUACAAGCUUCUUUUCUCGUUGCUGGUAUCCAAUGUGAUGGCAGGAAUCAUGCAGAUUCAGGCUUGCAAGCUUGGAAUUUGCACCGGUCAGGAUCUUGCAACCAACUGUCGCAAACACCUACCAAAGUAUUUAAACUAUAUCAUUUACGUUUUUGCAGAGAUCUCGGUCAUUGCUACAGAUGUGGCGGAAAUCAUUGGUACUGCAAUUGCUUUCAACAUAUUAUUCAACAUUCCGCUUUUUUGGGGUGUUCUUCUAACCACAAUUGAUGUUUUGGUGGUUAUCAUGGCAUACAGACCGAAUGGACCACCACUUGUUCUACGGCUCUUUGAAGGUUUCGUGAGUCUUUUGGUGCUGCUAACAGUAGCCUGCUUUGUCAUUGAGCUGUCCAAAGUUUCACAUGACACUAACUGGGGAUCUGUGGCGAGAGGUUUCUUACCUUCAAAGGAUAUAUUCUCUAAUACCGAGGGAUUGUAUCUUUCUGCCGCCUUGCUAGGAAGUAAUUUAAUGCCUCACUCGCUUUAUCUAGGAUCCGGAGUCGUUCAAUCACGAAUGAAAGAGUAUGAUGUGAAGCAUGGCCUUUACACCAUGCCAAAGCAGAAUUCACGGCAGAAUGCUAUAUUUUGCUACCCUUCGAAAAGAGAGAAAGUGUCCAAGGAAGAGGAAGUCAUAGAAAACACCAGUGGACUUUCUGAAUCUACCCUUUCAGCUGAUUCGACAGAUUAUACCCCGUCAAUUGGGGCCGUGGAAACAACCAUGAACUACACAAUUGGCGAGUUGAUCGUCUCAUUGAUAGUAGUCGCACUGUUUGUGAAUGCUGCAAUUUUGAUAAUUGCCGGAACUGCCUUGUCAAAGCCUCGUGAUGAUGAUGGAGACGGUGACUUGGAGAAUGCCGAUUUAUUCACUCUUCAUUACUUGCUUUCGAGCCAUUUAUCCCAAACUGCAGGCACGAUAUUUGCGCUUGCAUUGCUUUUUUCUGGUUUAUGCGGAGGUACGGUUGUCACAAUGGCUGGCCAAAUGAUCAUGGAAGGCCACGCAAAACUAUCUAUGCCUCCUGGAUUGAAGAGAAUAUUGACAAGAAUAGUUUCGAUAACUCCUUGCAUUAUAGUUGUGAUCAAGAGUGGAAGAGAGGGACUCAGCAGUGUUCUUAACGGCUCGCAGGUUAUUCUCUCAAUGCUUUUGCCGUUUGUUAGUGCACCAUUAAUCUAUCUUACAUGCAAUAAAAAGAUUAUGAGGGUUAGAGUUGGCAAAAGCUAUGGUACUUCUAGUGAGGAUUCUUCUGAGAUGGAGCUACAGAACAUGUCCGGACAGCAAGAUACAGAUCAAGAACAAAACAGGCAUGCAAACUCUGGGCGUUAUGAUGAAUUACCGACUGGAAAUAAUGACAAUCACGAAGUUUACAAGGAUAUGAGUAAUGGUAAAGUGUCUGGCAUCCUAUCUUUUAUUGUUUGGCUUUUCAUCAGUAUUCUCAAUUUUUGGCUUCUCGCAAGCCUGGCCGUGGGCAAGAAUGUUCCAUUAUAA
This is a messenger RNA of Brettanomyces bruxellensis, 1734 nucleotides long. RefSeq lists its product as uncharacterized. Gene Ontology annotation, cellular component: plasma membrane. The record is from RefSeq and is a predicted model, not a curated record. Gene Ontology annotation, molecular function: manganese ion transmembrane transporter activity; cadmium ion transmembrane transporter activity. Bases 1 to 1734 code for a protein of 577 amino acids. Gene Ontology annotation, biological process: iron ion transport; intracellular manganese ion homeostasis. NCBI's taxonomy places the organism in Eukaryota, Fungi, Ascomycota, Pichiomycetes, Pichiales, Pichiaceae. The transcript has a single exon.